Acanthocheilonema viteae is the source of this 891-nucleotide messenger RNA. Lineage: Eukaryota; Metazoa; Nematoda; Chromadorea; Rhabditida; Onchocercidae. The record is from the annotation of a GenBank genome assembly.
AUGGUUACAUUUGGACUUUUGUAUAUUUUCUUGCUACCAAUCAUUUACUGUAACGAAGAUGUCAGUCGUCUAUUCGAAGAUUUGUUGGUUGAUUACAAUAAACUUGUUCGACCAGUGGACAAUAAAACAAAUGCAUUGGUUGUUCGUUUUAAGCUGAAAUUAUCACAGUUGCUUGAUGUGACAUGGACAGAUAUCAAACUGAGAUGGAAUCCGGAUGAGUACGGUGGAGUAAAUAUGCUAUAUGUUCCAUCUGAUAUGAUUUGGAUUCCGGAUAUUGUGCUUUACAAUAACGCUGAUGGAAACUAUCAAGUUUCACUUUCGACCAAAGCUAAAUUAUCUUUUAAUGGUACUGUAGAAUGGACACCACCAGCAAUUUACAAAAGUAUGUGCCAAAUUAAUGUGGAAUGGUUUCCCUUCGAUGAGCAAACUUGUGAAAUGAAAUUUGGUUCAUGGACAUAUGGUGGUUUAGAGGUUGAUUUAAAGCAUAAAGAUUCGGAUAUUGAACGAAAAGUAAAGGAAAUAAGUGUAGGAGUUGAUGGUGAGCAUAUCGAAACAGUUUGGAUUGUUGAUAAAGGCAUUGAUCUAAGUGAUUAUUAUCCAAGUGUAGAAUGGGAUAUACUCGGUGUAUCUGGUAAACGUCAUGAAAUUAGAUAUCCAUGUUGUGAAUCACCAUUCAUUGACCUCACGUACGAAAUUCAUCUUCGUCGAAAAACAUUAUUCUACACGGUUAAUCUCAUUUUUCCAAUUGUUGGAAUAAGCUUUCUUGCGGCGUUAGUAUUUUAUUUACCAUCUGAUGGUGGUGAAAAGAUUUCAUUUUGCAUAUCAAUUCUAAUUUCAUUAACCAUAUUUUUCUUAUUGCUUGGUAUGUUUCAUUCAGAAAAGCUGCAAUAA